Messenger RNA from Canariomyces notabilis, 651 nucleotides. RefSeq lists its product as uncharacterized. NCBI's taxonomy places the organism in Eukaryota, Fungi, Ascomycota, Sordariomycetes, Sordariales, Chaetomiaceae. Bases 140 to 490 code for a protein of 116 amino acids. The transcript has a single exon. The record is from RefSeq and is a predicted model, not a curated record.
UCCUACCACGGCUGGUAUGAUCCCACACGUCAACCUCGCCGGGGUAAACAUCACGGAUAUUUAACUAUGUAGUAUCCUCGAUGCUUGUUUGUCAAACCUUGAAGGCAGUCUGAUAAUUCUGAUUGCGAGGAUCAGUCCCAUGAGGCAGGGCAGGCUUGGCAGGAUGCAGCUACCCCUGACCCCUGAGAAGAGAACGGGUGCAUUGCGGUGUCAAAAGCCGUUGGGCGGCGCUGCGGUGGCACUCAGGGAACGAAGGCCCCCUAUUUGCUGGAGGAGCCCGGGGGUGUUCCUUCGACUGACACAGGAUGAGACAGGAUCCGGGAUGGCGGGGCUCAGCUUGCAAGCCUUAGCAUCCCUCCAGGGACCACCGAGCCGAGUCUCCAGGAUCCCCGGCAUACGGGAUCCGUCGCGGGGAUUGGACAAACAAAGUUGGGGGUGGGCGGGCCCAAAAACACAUGAUUCGAUUUGUGCGAUUUCAGGUAUAUUGUAACCUUGAACAGACCUGCCAAUCCGGGUCAGCAACGUGCCGGGCUGAGCCCAGUGUAACGGCUCCUUAAUGGCCGCUCUGUGCUCGGUAGCCCAAUCAAGGAGCUAGAUGCAGUGGAGCCGUGCCUGUCAACUUUUUCUACGUGCAGGGUCAUGCAAACAUGU